This is a messenger RNA of Theobroma cacao (cacao), 1423 nucleotides long. Its product is annotated as GDSL esterase/lipase LTL1-like. The record is from RefSeq and is a predicted model, not a curated record. Lineage: Eukaryota; Viridiplantae; Streptophyta; Magnoliopsida; Malvales; Malvaceae. Gene Ontology annotation, molecular function: hydrolase activity, acting on ester bonds.
UUAUAUAUAGCCAGGGAGCUAUCUACAUUUCACAGUCAAGGGGAGGUUGGUAAACUUAGAAGAAACUGUAUUUGGUAGGGUAUCUUAGAGCCAUUUCAAUGGAUAAUUCAUCCAUCUUCAUUUCAUGGAUGAUUCUUGGUCUGCUACUUACAUUAGGAAAUGUAGCUCCUCAAGCUGAGGCUGCAAGGGCUUUUUUCGUGUUUGGAGAUUCACUAGUCGAUAAUGGUAACAACAACUAUCUAGCUACUACAGCCAGAGCGGAUGCAUACCCCUAUGGCAUUGACUAUCCGACUCAUAGAGCCACCGGCAGGUUCUCUAAUGGCCUUAACAUCCCAGAUCUUAUCAGCGAGCAAAUUGGUUCCGAACCAACAUUGCCAUAUCUGAGCCCGGAGCUCACAGGACAGAAGCUUCUUGUUGGUGCCAACUUUGCUUCUGCAGGAAUUGGAAUUCUCAAUGACACUGGAUUUCAAUUUGUCAAUAUAAUCCGAAUUUCCAAGCAACUAGAGUACUUCCAGCAAUAUCAGCAGCGUGUGAGUGCACUUAUUGGACCUGAACAAACUCAACGCCUAGUGAAUCAAGCACUCAUUCUCAUGACCCUUGGUGGCAAUGACUUUGUUAACAACUACUACCUGGUGCCCUUCUCUGCAAGAUCUCGCCAAUUCGCCCUCCCAGAUUACGUUGUCUAUAUAAUUUCCGAGUACCGGAAAAUUCUAGUGAGGCUCCAUGGGUUGGGGGCAAGGAGGGUUUUGGUGACAGGAACUGGACCAUUGGGUUGCGUACCGGCGGAACUAGCUCAGCACAGCAGAGCAGGUGAAUGCGCGGUUGAGCUGCAACGAGCGGCAGCCUUGUUCAACCCGCAGCUUGUUCAAAUGCUAAACGGACUCAACCGUGAGCUUGGAUCAGAUACUUUCAUUGCUGCAAAUGCAUAUGACAUGCACAUGGAUUGGAUCAGUAACCCUCAAGCAUAUGGUUUUGUUACAUCAAAGGUAGCCUGCUGCGGGCAAGGACCUUACAAUGGAAUCGGACUCUGCACAAUGGCGUCAAACCUGUGCCCUAACCGAGACAUCUACGCGUUCUGGGAUCCAUUCCAUCCAUCAGAGAGGGCUAACAGGCUGAUUGUGCGACAGAUCGCGACUGGUUCCACCAAGUACAUGAACCCAAUGAACCUUAGCACCAUCAUGGAGUUAGAUUCCAGGGUCUAGCUAUCUUAUACUCCUAUUUAUUUUUCCUACAAGUCAAGUUCUAGUUUAGUUAUAUGCGUGGUUGAGAGAUUGUCUUUACUUAAUUAUUUAAGUGUCAUGUCACAAGAGGAAAUUGUUAUUUGUGAUAUGCUUCAAAUAGUAUGCAUUAUGUAACGGGCAAGCAUUGGUAAAAGGUCAGAUUCUUCUUGAAUGAUAGCUUGGAAAUAUCCAGUUGUUCACAA